Molecule: messenger RNA, 685 nt
Organism: Gossypium arboreum
Lineage: Eukaryota; Viridiplantae; Streptophyta; Magnoliopsida; Malvales; Malvaceae
Product: thioredoxin-like protein Clot
Exons: 2
Coding region: 95-499 (134 amino acids)
Cellular component (GO): cytosol
Molecular function (GO): protein-disulfide reductase [NAD(P)H] activity
Source: RefSeq, a predicted model, not a curated record
AGUUUUUCAACAUUCUUUCUUUUUCCAACCAUAUCUCUCUUCCCACUUGAAUCUCACAGUUUUGGGGAGAAAGAAACAGUGGAAGCUAAAAAGAAUGCCGAUGAAAGUAGUGGAUUCAACGGUUUCAAGCUUUGGCGGUAUGUUUGAGAAAUUCAGAUCAGAUGCACCCAACUACAAAGCCAGUUUCAUCCUUUUCUUGGCCGAUAAAGACCCCUCUACCUAUCUUAGUUGGUGUCCUGACUGUGUAAGAGCUGAACCCGUGAUAUACAAGAAAUUGGAAGCAUCGCCAGAGGAUGUGACACUGCUGAGAGCAUAUGUGGGUGACAGGCCAACAUGGAGGAAUCCACAGCAUCCUUGGCGGCUUGACUCAACAUUCAAGCUAACUGGAGUCCCAACUCUGCUUCUUUGGGAUUCCAACAAUCAAGCCAUCAAAGCUCGUUUAGAGGACCAUGAAGCACACCUUGAACACAAAAUUGAUGCGCUUCUCUCCUCCAAAUAAAACCAACCUACUACUUUCAACUAUUGAAUUUUCUAUAUUGCUUCAGAUUUAGAAUAAGAUUGUCAUCCAUACCUCAUUUCUGUACGAAAUGGAACAUUCUUACGUAUUAGUAAUGCCUUGUAGUCCUUUAUGAUGUGCACUAGACAUUGGUGAACUCAAUGAGUACCAUUUAUUUUCUGGAUAUAA